This is a messenger RNA of Spirometra erinaceieuropaei, 6665 nucleotides long. NCBI's taxonomy places the organism in Eukaryota, Metazoa, Platyhelminthes, Cestoda, Diphyllobothriidea, Diphyllobothriidae. The record is from the annotation of a GenBank genome assembly.
AUGUCUGCUUUUAUCAGCUCUCCCAGCGGUGACGAGGCUCCUGUUGCUACCAAAAUCGAACACGUAGGCGGGCUAUCUGGGCACAAAGUUGAGAAAAUCAUCUGCAUUCUCCACUACUUCUCCCGUGUGCUUGGUGAGGAGGGGCCGCCGACGGGCGCAGUCACCUUUUCUCGGCGUUGUCUCAACAAUCCUCCCGACUUCCAGUUAAGCGAAGUCCUGAUUGGUUCCGUCCCCUUCGGCACCAGUUCAACAUGUCGCAUUGAGGAUGCCGGCAGCGACACCAUGCAGGCGAGUAUUACAGCAGACAUUAUGUGGCAGAAUGUAUGCCUAAUUAGAGUCCUUUAAUGCUCUUCCACGUAGAAGAGACUAUUUCGGUGUGACUGCAAUACUCAUUCAAAUGAAACGCGACUCUGCAUUACUUUGUAGUUUCUUGAAUUCACGCGCAUGGGUACGGUGCUUAUUAUUUAUACGUCUGCAGAUGUAGAAUUUCACAUCUGCAGUAGUUCAAUUCGGAAAUCUUUGAGAUUUUUGUCCCUAUCAACUACUCAUUUUGACAGUUUUCUGCAGUAUCGUGACGUGCACCAUGUUUCGCCAACGAAUGAGCGGAAUUUCAAGGAAUUUACUUUUUUCAAUGCAUGAUUCCCAUGCUUUGUGUUUUUUAGCUCACGAUGUGUCUUUUGGGUUGUCAUUUCAACCCAUAUCCAUGUGGAUAUCAUGUAUAUAGACGUCUAAGGAUGUUAGAUCUGGUGAACUUAUGGUCUCCCUGCAACUCCUCCGUCAGACGAACAGUGAUUGCGUAACUUUCUACCCUUGGUAUAAUCAAAGCAGCAUUCGUUUUUCGAGUCCAGCUUGUUGGUGGUUACUGAGUCUUCGACUAAGAUGUGCCCUUAAUUGUGUUAAAACACGGUCGACGCCUUUACUUGAUCGGUAGGCGUCACAUUCACCUGGUUGAAAUGUCCGAGAAGUGGGCCUAACUACGCCAAACGCCGCAAUUAAUCAAGUGUCACAGGAAAACUGGGGUUUUAAGGUUUCUUUGAUUUUGUUGUCUUUAUAAUUCGAAUUUUCGGCGGCUCGGAUACGUGACGUGUAGACAAUGUUUGCUUUUUAUAGCUGCGUACGACGAAUUGUCUUCGAUCUUUUCCCAAAUAACUGUUGCCCUCUUAAAAACAUAUCCACAUAAUGUGAAUAUAUGCACUGCUCACUCAGGGUAGGCUGACAGAAGUUUAAUCAGAAGCCGGCAUUCCACCUUUCAUGCGUAAAUACAGCGAGAGCAUUUAAACAUGCCUUCCUAUCGGACAACCUUUCUAAAAAAUAACAACCAAUUUCUUACGAUUCUGAACUCCUUUUACCGCAUGCUUGCGAUCCAUUUUGGAUAUUCCAAAGUGGAAAAGUGUAAAAGCACGUCUGAUUCAGUGCAGUAUACUAGUUGCCUUCUGGAUCACUUUCGUACACUGCUCUGACGGCAUCAAAUUCGCGGUCGUUAAUAUGCCCAGGUGUUUGUGUUUUGCACAGUAAUAAAAUAUUCCUACUCGGAAUAUAUACUUUUCGGGUGGCACUGGGCUGCAGGACCAUGCACCUAGGUAAAUUUAACUUGAGAAGCCACCUACUCAACCAAGUAUCCAGUUUGUCUAUUUUCAAUCGAAACCUUUUUAACUCACCUACGCAGUUGACUUCACCCCAUAUUUUUACGUCGUUGGCAAACAUGACAGCUUCACAAUCAAAUUCCUGAUGCAGGCAUUCACAUACAUCGGGAAGAGCUGUGGGCCUAAAACAAAACCCUGCCGAACACUACUUUCAGCAUUGACCGAUUCCGUGGUAGAAUUGCCAACAAGUCUGUGUACCCUAGGGGACCUGAAGUUUUGAAUCGAGUUAUACCCCCUUUCCUGAAAUUACUGUUUCCCAAAUCCUCUAUGUAAGGAGAAUUAUAUUUUUAAAUGCAGAAUUUCUCUGAGAGUUAACGGGCUGAUAGUGAGAGGGUAACUUGCUGUGUAUAAUGAUUCAUGGGAGACCCGGCCACCCAGUCAAGUUCGAUGAGGCCGAAAUUCUUGCGAGAGGGAAUAACCGCGUGAGCCGCGAGUUGCUUCAGUCAUGGUUCACGGUACCUCAGUCUAUCAACUAGUUCAACGGCAUCCCCACUCCAUAUUCCGUCCUGAGGCAUAGGCUGGCCAAAGUAAUUGACCACUCGGGAAGCGCGCAGCCGGUGAGCCAGAUGGCCGAGCAAUCAACACGCCAGCAUCAAACACGGGUGAUGAGACUUCAUCAAUUAACAGCUUGCAUGCCGGCCAUCAGGCCAUUAACGCAUCAGCAGGCCAAGAUCCUCGAUGAAGGUGAGAAUAGUUAAUUAUCAUAGAUAUACAGUAACAUAGCGACUGCAUCCUAUAAAUACUGGAACUUCCUGCGCACGAAUCAGCCGUUUCUGUUACUGCCUCCCAGUUAAGAGGAGUGUGUACGUGUGUGUUAUUGCGUGUGGUACUUCUGCUAUGCCAUGUUUCGACAAACCAUGGCCCUCGCGGCCUGGGUGUUCAUUGACAAUUCUCUGGCACCUGGUUCUCUGGUGGUAGAUGCGUUUGCGCUACCGCUGGGUGUGCAGGUCGUGUGCAUGGCCACCCAGUCAUCCAAUUCUUUUCUCUUGUUGUUGUUGCUGUUGGUCAAAAUUUUGGUCAAGUUUUUGUUGUGGAUCAAGGGGCGUAGAGUGGAUCGCCAAUGUACGGGUUCAGUCGCGCCAUCCACCUGUGCCCUCUCCCGCCACCGAUCAUCUGGACUAUUUCUUGACACUGAGCUCAAACGGGGAGGAGGAGAGAGUGCGGUAGAAACAACCCAAGUCUACUCCACUAUAAACUAAUACACGCGCAAGUCACCUUGCCUGCUUCGCCUUGCUGUGGACCACGAUAGUUCGACCGUCGCAUCCGACGAUGUCCACCGUAUGCCCCACAACUGGUGGUGGGAGCAGGGACAGUGACUUGUGCAGGGGGUUUAUAGUGCCAGUAGACUUGCGCUGCAUCUACCUACACUCUCUUCUCCUUCCCCGCCUGAGCCCAGUGUCAAGACAGAGUCAAGAAGACCGGAGACGAGGGAGGCCGCAGGUGGAUAGCUCGGACGGAUCCUCACCUUGGCGCUCCACUCCGCACCCUCUGGUCCACACACAAAUGACCAGGAUUUUUACCGCCACAACAGUAGAGGGCGUGGCAGUGAUCACAGUUGUUCGACGGCUGUCGACAACAGGGACUGCCAGCGCACCCCCUACAUACUGGUAUUUGCUAUUGCGCACAGAUAGAACCUGCCAGAAUCCGACGUGGCCCCCGUGUUGGUCCAGAGCAUCUAACACGUGGCCCGUCUGGGGGGCGUGCUGUGGACCACACUAUGAACAUCAUCGGCAGCGAUGUCGAACUGUAAAAAAGACGAGGAUUACUGGGAUGGUCAUUUCGUGAAGAAACUGUUCAGUACAGCAGACCAAGUAGGUACUGUAAAAGACUUAUGUGUAGCUCUAAUGAACUUUCCAUGCUGACUGAUUGAAUUUUGUGUAUGCAGUAGGGGACUUGUCGGGUAUAAUGAUUUACAUCAACAUUUUUUUAUUCAGUUAUAGAAAUAGACUGAUAGAAGCCUAUUCUCCUGCCUAACUCUGGUAGUAAUCUGUGUCCCUUCCGCAGGUGGACUUUGCAGACCCUCUCAUUGGAGGUGAAUUUCUCCGGUUCGGUUGCGUUCAGGAGGAGAUAAUGUGUGGCAUGCAACCGGAAAUCCUGGCUGGUCGUCUCUUCCUGGAACGUCUCCUGCCGCAUGAAGCCGCUCUGGUCAUCGGGGCUGAGAGAUUCUCCAACUACACCGGUUAUGGGCGCAGUUUCGAGUGGGCGGGAAACUAUAAAGAGGCUGAUCAUUGUAGUUCUCGGUAAGAAAUUGUUAUUUUUGAUAAAAUGUUUGCUGCUAACAAAAUGGCUAGCUUAAGUGUCCCCUCACGCAAAUGUCUUAGAGUCAUCUUGUGUGUGUAUGUGUGUACAUGUUGGCCUCGCCUUGACAGAUCUAUCUGACUAGUUUUUUGCUACCAGCAUGGUGCUUUUUUCGACAGAAGUUAAGAUGCAAGUUCCAGGAAGCAGUUCAGAAGAAUGGCAUGCGACUGUUGGAUCAGAACGUUUAUUCGCCCUACCUUUCGGAUCCCCACUCGAACCCAUUACUGAAUUUUUCGUCAAAGAAAAUUUCGGCACUUUUGACCAUUCCUCGAAAAAUAUUCAUCGUUUAGUAGAGGUUUCACAAAAACUCUUAUGAAUAUCUUUUUGAAAAUGUUAAAUAUAAUUCUCGGGUGAUUAGUUGACGAGCUGAAAAAGGAAGAUCGUGAUAUUCGAAGAGAGUUGUUCAAAGAUUAUCUCUUUAUUAAAAAAACAAAAGACCUGUUCGUAGUUGUCCAUGGAACAUAUUUACGCCCACAUUAGGAUCUAUCUUACAGUUCCCUUCUACCUCCAUGAAAUCUUAACCGGAAUUCUGAAAUGCGUUUUAGAUUGGGAUUAUUUAAGUGGGGAUGUAAUGUUGACCAUGUUGCCACGUAAUCGCGUGAUAUUUCAGCCUCCACACUAUUUUGGCUUUUAAAUGCACUUCUUUCGGUCGCCCCCAAUAACCGUGCUCGGUAAAAAAAUUGUCACUUUUUCACAAUGUACUUUAUCGAUUUUCGAUGCCCUUGUCAAUUUAAAAAUAUUUUGCAGGAAUCACGCACAUAAAUAUUCUUCCUUGUACUAAUUUGGUAGCGAAUCAUGCCUUCUUCCAAUUUUAUAUUCAAAUAAAGAGUAUCUUUCGGUUUCGAAAAAGUUUUUCAAUCUCCAAACAACUUUGAACUCGAUCUGCCGUUGCACGUUUGUUUAAGGUUUUCGGCUGGCGGGCUGUAUACUUUCCAUUUAAAUAAAAACAUACAUUCCCAUAUGCCAUUAGGAAAACACCAUGAGGCUCAUGAAAUGUCGCAAUAGAUGGGGACUAUGCCGCAUUCUUAGUAAGGAGCAUUAUUAAACUGCCAUACAUGAUGCCAUUCGAGUGUGCAUUGCACGGUCUUAAAAAAUCUCAUAAUUAUAAACUUUCGUAAAACCGGUUUAUACCCCUUCUCCGAGUAUGAAAUUUGAGUAAGACGUGAUUUUCUACCAAAUGAGUACCAGAAAGGAUACUUUUGUGCGCGUUUCUUGCAAAAUACUUUUGGACUGAUAAGUUCAUCGAAAAUCGAUAGAAAAAGUGUGUUGUAAAUAAAUAUUCAUUUUGACCGAGUGUGGUUGUUGCAGGCGACCGCAAAGAAGUGCAUUUAAGAGUCAACAUGCUGGCGCGUCUGAAAUAUCACUGGGUUGCAUGGCAAGAAAUUCAAUAUUACAGUCCCAAUUAAGUAAUUAUUCCUAAUCGAAAAUGCAUUUCAGAAUUUUGGUUAACAAUCUCAUGAGAUGAGUUACUGACUUUAUUUCCCAGUUUUUAAGUACUGUUCGUCCUCAUUUCCGAAUUUAGGGACACCAAUGUUCGGAGGAAGAAAGUUAUUGUCGUGAUUGAUGCUACUCACUUUAGAGACCCUUCUACACAGUUUCAGGAGACCCACCUUCGCCGUGAAUUAAAUAAGGUUUGAUUUUUCUAUGCAAUUGAAUACCAUCCUUAUAUAAAACAUGCGUUCUAGCCCAGCCUUUUAUAGUAUUCUUCUCGUUUUGGCUUUUCUUAUUUUUUGAAGGCUUACAUUGGGUUCACUGACAUGGCAACCCCUCACCAACCCCUGCCGAGCGUUGUUGUCAGUGGCAACUGGGGAUGUGGUAUCUUCAAGGGCAAUAAAGCCCUCAAAGGUAUCCCAUGUUUCUCCGUCUGCCAGUGUUUAUUAAGUAAGGGGGCAUUUAUUAUAGCGCACCCAGCGUUCCGUCAAAAUCGACCGGCUAAAAGCAGAUUCAUCCAUUUUUUCCGCUAAAAGUGACAUUCAAUUUUAAAUCGCGAGGCGUUAUUUCUUAAUAAAGUGGUAACACUCCCCGUUAACUACUGACAGUUUCUGGCGACGAAGGGCCUAACAACUAGUCGCUAUUGGUUUUUUAAGCUCGCCCCUGACCAGGGCCCUAUUCAGACCGUCUUGCAUGCAUUUUAUGCCUUGACAAAUUACUUCUUUGUGGGUAUUGCAGCCAGUUUGUCAGGCCUACUUAUGGCCAGACAGUCAUAAAACAGGUGCCUUUAAAGGGAUGUAAAUGCCGCGAUUUCAGUCAGAUUAAUUUACCAAAAUGCUCCUGAUUUAGAUGACUACACAGUAAACAGUAGGUUUUGCCUUCUGUUCUUAUCUUUGAAUCUGGACCCGGUUAUUAGGGGUCGGAUUGAGCACCCUUCAGAGCAAUGCUUGCGUGGUGUUGGGUCUUGUACGGAUUGAGAUUAGUUCUGUCCUUAGCCCCGCCGUCAGGGGUACACGAAACCCUCGCAUAUAACUGGCAGAUAACCUUUCUUGGCUUGCAGAACACGGUACUCUAUACUUGAUUGCCAACGGAGGACGAGGAUUGGAGGAAGGCUCGAGUCACUUGUUUGGGAGUUUCACACCGACCUUUCAUGCCUAAUUAGAGUCAGCUCUGCUGACCAGGUAUUUAUUUCCAAUGCCUUUGUGACUAGCUCUCUUUUACUCUGUACUCCUAGGUCACCCCGUAGACUUGAUCCUAAACAUAUGGUGGAUGUGCUAUCUCAUGGAAUUUUAA